AAGAACUGGAUCUACCCAGAGGGUGUGCCAGAGAGGGCAUACCAGGUGGCCAUUGUGGAGCAGGCCCUGCUGAAGAACACCCUGGUCUGCCUGCCCACGGGCCUGGGCAAGACCUUCAUCGCUGCUGUGGUCAUGUACAACUUCUUUCGCUGGUUCCCUGAGGGCAAAGUUGUGUUCCUGGCUCCCACAAAGCCGCUCGUGCACCAGCAGAUGGAUGCUUGCCAGAAGUUCAUGGGCAGCUCCAAGGGCAACAGCAUCGUGCUGGAUGGCGGCGUGAACAGGGAGAACCGCAUCGUCCAAUGGGAUUCUCCCCACAAGCGCAUCAUCUUCGCCACCCCCCAGACCUUCAAGAACGACGUCUGCACAGGGGUGUGCCCGCUGGAGAAGAUCACAUGCGUGGUGGUGGACGAGUGCCAUCGGGCCGUGGGCAAGAAUGAUGCCGUGGCGGUCAUCGAGAAGCUGCGCUCAGAGGGCUGCAAAUUCCGCGUUCUGGGGCUCAGCGCGACACCUGGCAGCAAGAGGGAGGCAGUGCAGGAGGUUCUGCAGAAUCUGAUGAUCUCGGCGAUAGAGUUCCGGGGCGAGGAGGACGCUGACGUGGUGCCGUACCGGCAC
Molecule: messenger RNA, 612 nt
Organism: Coccomyxa subellipsoidea C-169
Lineage: Eukaryota; Viridiplantae; Chlorophyta; Trebouxiophyceae; Coccomyxaceae
Product: P-loop containing nucleoside triphosphate hydrolase protein
Exons: 5
Biological process (GO): double-strand break repair via synthesis-dependent strand annealing; replication fork reversal; interstrand cross-link repair
Molecular function (GO): four-way junction DNA binding; ATP binding; 3'-5' DNA helicase activity
Source: RefSeq, a predicted model, not a curated record